AUCAGAAUAAAAACAGCAACACCAGACAUAGAAGAGAAAAAAGUGCAAUGAUCCAUCGAACCAAAGGCUUUGCCCUUUCUUAAUUACGUGUCCAGUAUCAUUUCUUUUUUUCCUUCUUCACCUCUUCAUUUUUUUUAUUUAUUUUUUUUUUUUUUGACAUUUUUUGAAGUGGUAAUUAGCUCUUGGAGAAUAAAACCAUCUGAUUUGGGGAGGGCCAGUGCAUUUUGGGGCGAGAUGGCUAGCAGGAGGGUUGCGUUGCUCCUUCUCGGAUUCUUCCUCAACACACAUCUGAGUCCUUCGCUACAAGGAGGGGUGUAUGUUCCUCAGGGUGGUGUUGGAGGAGGACCAGGAGGUGCUGGAGUGUUACCAGGUGCUGGACUUUACCCAGGUGCUGGAUUGUCCCCAUACAAACCAGCAAAAGCUGCAGGUGGUUAUGGAGGGGCUGGUGGGGCUCUGGGCACAGGUGCUCAGACAGGUGGUUUCGGGACUGGUGGUUAUGGGGCUUAUGGUGCUUAUGGUGGUACAGGGCGAUUCUACCCAGUGUCUGGAGGCCUGAAACCUGCUAAAUCAGGCUUUGGAGGAGGAGGUCUUCCAGGAGGAGUUCUGCCUGGAGGAGGCCUUCCUGGAGGUGGUCUACCUGGAGGAGGUCUACCCGGAGGUGCUGGUGGAAAGCUCCCUAAAGGGCCGGGUGCAGGAGGAACCGGUACUGGUCUCCCAGUCAUUCCUCAAACUGGUGUACAAGGACUGGGCCCUGGUGGGGUUGGACCUGGGGGGAAAGCUGCAAAGGCCGGAAAAGCUCCAGUGCCAGGAGUGGGAGUUCCUGGACCAUAUCAAGGAGGACUUGUUCCUGGACAAGGCUUCAAUGGGCAGGGAGUUCUUCCUGGGGUUGCCACAGGGACUGGACUCAAACCUAAAUCAGCUGCUGCCGGAGGGCAAGGACUAGUACCAGGUGCUGGAGGCCGUGGACCAUAUGGUGGACCACUGCAGCAAGGAUUAUUUCAUGGAUACCCCCUAAAAUCUCCCAAAUCCCCAGGUGCAGGGUCUCCAUACUCUGGUGGUAAACUUCCAUAUGGUUUCGGGGGCAUUGUUGGAGGGGCAGGACUACCUGGUGGGAAAGGAGGAGCUGGCUCCAAGCCGGGUUAUCCCACUGGGACUGGUAUGGGGUCUCUAGGGUUCUCUGCUGCACAGGCCAAAGCUGCUAAAUAUGGUGCAGGCGCUGGUUUAGGUGGUGUUGGAGCUGUGCCGGGUGGUGCUGGUGGACUUUACCCAGGGGCAGGAGGUAUUGGAGCUGGUUUAGGUGGCGUUGGAACUUUGCCAGGUGGUGCUGGUGGACUUUACCCUGGGGCAGGAGGUACUGGUGCACUCUCCCCUGCUCAGGCCAAAGCUGCUAAAUAUGGUGCUGCUGCAGUACCUGGUGGAGCUGGACUUGUCCCUGGUGGAGCUGGACUUGUUCCUGGUGGAGCUGGGCUUGUUCCAGGGGCUGGAGGAGUCUACCCUGGAGCAGGAGGUCUUACACCCGCUCAAGCCAAAGCAGCUAAAUAUGGUUUUGGUGCAGCAGGUGGAGCAGGUGUACUAUACCCAGGAGCAGGAGCUGGUGGGCCGGUCGGGGGAGUAGUGGGAGGAGUUGGCGGAAUUCCUGGAACAGCACCAGGGGCUGGAGUGUAUCCAGGUGGAGUGAAGCCUCCCAAAUAUGGAGUACCAGGAGGGGCAGGUGUUAUCCCAGGCUAUGGUUCAGUUACUGGGAUUGGAGGACUUCCUGGAGGGACCGGAGGAAUAGGAGCUGGCGUCAAACCUCCUAAAUAUGGAGUGCAUGCAGGUGCAGGGGUCCCAGGAGGUGUUCCGGGAGGAGUACCGGGAGGAGUUCCAGGUGGAGUACCAGGAGGAGUUCCUGGUGGAGUGCCAAUAACUGGUGGAGGAGGGUAUCCUGGUGGUGCUAAAGCUCUUAAAUACGGUUUUGGUGGUGGAGCUGGUGUACCUGGUGGAGUGCCUGGUGCUUUGCCCGGACUAGGACCUGGUUUGUGCGGAGUUGGCAGUGUCUCAGGUGGUGUAGGAAUAGGAGCAGGAACAGGAUAUCCCAUUGGAGGAUAUGGGACUGGGGCAAAACCACCUAAAUACGGUGUUCCUGGUGGUGUACCUGGAGGAGUACCUAGUGGUGUUCCUGGCGGUGUUCCUGGCAGUGUUCCUGGAGGUUACCCUGCAGGAGUUAAACCACCUAAAUAUGGAGUCGCAGGGAUACUACCUGGAGCAGGGAUAGUACCUGGAGCUGGGGGUGUAUUAGUGCCUGGAACUGGGACAGGAUUGGUACCAGGAGCUGGGGUUGGAGGAUAUCCUGGUGGUGUCAAACCUCCGAAAACAGGUGCUGGGAUCACUGGAACCAGUGUAGCAGUUCCUGGUGCAACACCUGGUGGUGAUGUGGUGGUCGUACCGGGCGGGACAGGGAUUGGUGUUCCUGGUGGUACUAGGGUUCCAGUUGCACCAAAUGGGAAACCAGCAAAGCUCCCAACCUUGGCCCCUGUGGAGACUGCUGUACCAGGACCGACGGCUAUUGUAGAAACUGGCAAGGCCCCUAAACCCAGUGGUGGGCAAAGAGUUCCUACAGCUGGAGUGUCUAAACCUGGAGCUGGUCCUGGUGGGGUUUACCCCUAUGGCUAUGGUCCAUAUUACCCUGGUGCUGGACCAUCUGGAGUUGGAACGGGUGUGUUGCCUGGAGCCAAACCACUGAAAGCCCCCAGUGUUGGUGGUGUAGGAGGAGUUGGAGGGGUGGGGGCUGGAACAGGUGUGGGGUUUCCAGCAGGUGUGGGUUUAGGAGCUGGUGGUAAACCACCCAAACCAGGCUACGGCUCUUUGGGAACAGGAUAUGGACAGCCAGGUGGUGUAGUUCCAGGUGGAUAUAGAGGAUACCCACAAGCAUAUCCAGGUGGAUAUGGAGCAGGACUGUCACCACAACAAGCUAAAGCAGCGAAAUAUGGAGGUGGACUGUCAGGAUUUCUGGGAGGAGGUUAUCAAGGUGGAGCGGGCUGCCAAGGCAAAUACUGCGGGAGGAGAAGAAAAUAAAGAAUCUCUUGAGAUGUGAAGUGACCUCAAGAAACAUGGUGCUACUGCAUGCUCCAGAAUGUACUUUACUCCAACAACAGUCCCAACAUGCACAGAUGUUACCUUCUGUACUGAUAGGAAAUAUUUGGAACAAAUCCAAAUCCAGAGACCUGCACGCUAGUGUUUUUUACGACAAUAAUUCCAAUUCUGAUUGUUUAUGGCACGUUCCAUCACAUUACUGUUUCUUAUUGUACACAUCUUAGUUUUGGACAUUUCUGAGAUAAUUCGAAACUCUUUUGUUCAGUUGCAUUGAUAAUUUGGCACUCUAGACUCUCAAAGCCAUGGUAUUUCUCGCCUUUGCCGACACACUUGAGGUACAUGUUGAAGUGAAAGCGUCCUGUCGUAUUGCUGAUUACACUUUGUGUUGGAAGAUUUCACAUCUGGCCAAGCUUCAGCUUAGAGGUUUGUCUGUAAUGUUUAACCUCUUAGAGAGACGGCAUCAACUUUCGUCGUUUAUGGUGAACCUCAUCAAAACAUGUCCAGGUCAUAUUUCACCCCAAAUAUCAGACAUUUUGGAUAAAGCAAAUGAAUGCCCCCAUUACUGUAAUGUUUUGCUUUCUCAAUUGUGAUUCUAAUUACUAUAAUACACUAAUUUUGCUUCAUGAAAGUAAAAAUGUAUUUAAUACAGUGAUUUAAAAAAGCAUAAAUUAAAGGCAGUACAACAAAUGUUAUAAUAAUAUAUAAACACAUUAUAAUUUAAAUAUUUGAAUUUGUAUUUUUUUUUUUUUUUUUGCAUUACAGUAAAAAAAAAAACAUAUAUAUAUAUAUAUAUAUAUAUCUUUUUUUUUUUUUUUGUUUUUUUUUUUUAUGGUAAUGGACAUUUGGGGUAAAAUGUCACAAAAAUAAUGCCGCAGUGCAAAAAAUCUGAAUGGUGACAAAAUAGGUCUCAUUUUCUUUAUGGAAAAUAUAAUUUCUUAUUGUUUUCUUUUGAUUCUGGUGUGGAUAUGACAUGUUUUGACAGGUUUUGUGAGUAACCCUUAUUCCCCGUCAUAAAUGAGCCUAGUUGAUUUACACUUUCAUAAAGCAUCUUUCCUCAUUGAAUAUCUUAGAACUGAAUCUCUGAAAUCCCAAAUAAAUGGCAGCCCAUGUUUUUGUAAGUAGGUCAUAACGUGCGUAGAAAUGCAUGUUUUGCUAAGAGAGCUGAACGUCAGCGAACAGACCGCUGAUAGUGACUGCUCGCAGCUCCAUCUCAACAUUCAUUCUUGCAAACUGUGUUAAGUAUGAAGAGCUUUGCUCUGAUUAUGCUAAUAACAAGCAGAAAGCUUUAUUGUGUCGGUUAUAUCAAGCACCUUGCAACUUAGAAAACUGUUUCGGUCUCUGUCCAGAGAAGCGAAAAACUAUAGUUCAAGUACAAAUGUGUAAAAUAGUAAUCGUAGUUCUGACUUGUACAUUAUGUAUGUUUAAACCUGGAAAAUGAAAAAGAUGUGCUUAUGUUGUUCCCUGGACCGGGGAAUAGGUGCUUCCAUAAUUUGACCAAGAAUGUGUUUCUUUAAUCGUUGUAUAUUCAUAUAGAAUUAGUAUAUAAACAUAUAAAUAUAUAUCAUAUGCUUACAGUAGGUUGGAUCAUUUAGCAACAGGAUACUUUACCGUAUGUUGUUUGUUUUGCACCAUUUGAACUUGACAUUUUUACCAAUUAUCAAGUUUGUACACAUCAUAUCACAAUAACAUUUUUUUUUCUUGCUUUAAAUAGCUUAUGCAUUUUAGUCACUGUGGAACUUGCAAAACUGUAUGAGUUAUUUUAAUAAGAUGUGAGGUGUCUGUGACAAAGUGUGUGUGUGUGUGUGUGUAGGUUAUGUAUGUAUGCAAUACCCCCUAAAGUGUUUUACAAAUCAUGUGUGUUAAUUUUUUUUUUUUUUCCCAGAAAAAGCUUUACCAGCCAAUGGAUUAACAGAUACGAAACGUCUCUUUUUCAUAAUAUUGGGUUAAUACUGUUUUCCAAUUUAUUCAUAUGGAGAGGAACAUGUAUAAUUUACUUGCCUGUGAGCCCCACCAGGUCUUGUCUAUUAUUGUGCAGUAGGAUUUCCAUCUUAUUUAAAUAAAGGGGCGGAGCUAUUGCACUUUUUCCACAAAUGACAUUCUGACUAGUUCAUGGAAAUCCUGGCAUUUUACCUGCUCUAGUGAAAACAAAAUAAAAUAUUUUAAAUUAAAAAAAAUAAUAA
Messenger RNA from Myxocyprinus asiaticus (Chinese sucker), 5252 nucleotides. Its product is annotated as elastin-like. Lineage: Eukaryota; Metazoa; Chordata; Actinopteri; Cypriniformes; Catostomidae. Gene Ontology annotation, molecular function: extracellular matrix structural constituent. The record is from RefSeq and is a predicted model, not a curated record. The transcript has 49 exons. The coding region runs from base 235 to 3054 and encodes 939 amino acids.